AUGCCGCGGGAGGUGAUUGAGCAUCUUACUGGCAACCAGCAGCGUGGCGUCCCACCUUCGUCAGCGGACCCGUGGCGGCAGCGUAUCGAUGAUCUCUCGGAGGACAUACUGUGCUUCCCAGUGUCGACGAGCGUUUUAGAGAUGCGCCUUAAGCCCCUAGCAAAGCACUGGACGCAACUGCAGGAGCAGCGGCGCCGCAGAUCCCGGGCCAUACCCCGCAACGGCAUGCAAGGAGAUGGCAUCACGGGAGGUCGGGGCUGCGAAGAAAGGGCCAAAAACGGACCCCGCACGGGCGAGGGGCCAUCGUCGAAUAGACGUGUCGUGGCGAUCACGCUACCGUUGCUCUGCAGGAUGUGUCUGUGGGAACACGAGUAUGGUGCGGACAUGGCCUGUGAGAUGAUGCUGUUGUACCUGGAGCGAUUCUCCGAGGCCGAAGUUCGCGUGAUCUCCAGAAAUACUUGGCGGCGACAGCGUGCGAAGCCGUCUGAGCCCACCCGCUCACGCGGCGCGUGCGACCUCGAGGACGAAGUUGGACCUGCGGUUGAUGUCAAGGACCUGGUCGUGGUGUUCCCGCUCUAA
Molecule: messenger RNA, 579 nt
Organism: Phytomonas sp. EM1
Lineage: Eukaryota; Euglenozoa; Kinetoplastea; Trypanosomatida; Trypanosomatidae
Source: the annotation of a GenBank genome assembly